AUGCGAGAGGAUGACCAUGUGACUGCGAAGACCUGGGCUGUCGUUCUUGCGGCAUCGUACGGCAUCUCGUUCUUCCCUGUUCCAUUCUUCAGCACAAUCCAAAAUGAUAUAGCUGCUGAGCUCGGGUCAACAGUAGCUCAGGGUACGUGGUUCACCUCCGUGUACAGCUUGGGCGGUACCAUUGCCUUCAUGCUUUGCGGAGCGAAUAGCGACUUAUUCGGACGUCGAGCAUUUAUCUUGCUUGGCAAUGUCCUUAUGCUGAUCGGCUCCAUUCUUGGAGGGACCUCGCACUCACUUGGUCAAAGCAUUGCGGCUCAUGUAUUCCUGGGCUUUGGCGGAGGUAAUUGUCAAAUAGCAGCUUUUGCGCUGCCAGAAUUACUGCCAAACAAGUGGAGACACAUUGGUGUCGUUAUUGCAGACGCAGGAAUCUACUUCGACGUUAUUGUAGGGCCUGUUGUAUCACGAAUUGCGUAUAAGCACGGUGCGUGGAGAUGGGGAUAUUGGGGCAUAACUAUCGCCCAAGGCAUAUCGCUCUUGAUCCUCGUCUUUUUCUACUUUCCACCCAAACAUCCAAGAGGAAUACCGUGGGGACAAGCGCUUCGAGAUCUCGACUAUGUUGGCAUGGUCAGCUUUACCGCUGCCGCGGCUAUGGUACUUUGCGGGAUUGUCUACGUGCAGCUUAUUCCCUCAAAUUCGCCAACAGUCAUCGCCCUACUUGUGGUGGGCUUUGCCGCUCUCAUCUUCUUCGGGGCAUGGGAAACCUUUGCAAAACCAAAAGAAGCACUGGCACCGACACGGUUAUUUACCGCAAACAAGGGUCGCAGACUUUCUGCUCCUUUCAUUUGCGGCUUCGUUGUCACCAUGUUCUACUACUCCAAUAACAUCACAUGGCCUACCAUGCUCGGAGUUUACUUCACAAGCGCAACCACUCCACCUCACAUCGUCUACUGGCUUGCCACCGUACAAGGCUUCGGCGUCUUCACUGGCGCUAUGCUUUUGUCAUUACUUGGGGGAACAAUAAAAUUUUGGAAAUGGCAGAUGACGGUAUCGAUCACAAUCAUGACUUUCUUCGGCGCUAUGUUGGCCUACGUUACGCCUGAAAAAGAGAGCACAGGCAUUGCCUUUGCCUUCCUCUCAUCUAUGGGCUACGGAUACGCUCAAUACUUGUCCAUUGCGUACAUUCAACUUGGCGCAGACCAGACCGAACUUGGGAUUGCCGGAGGACUUGCCGGUGUCGCUAGGUAUGCAGGUGGUGCUGUUGCUGUCACUUUGUUCGAAACCAUCUUGGAUACGGUACAAAGCAGCUGGACACGCACGCACGUUAUCGCUGCUGCAGAAGCUGCAGGUGCUUCUCUUGGAACAGCCAAGGCUGUGCUCACUGCGCUUCCUCUUGGGACAGCCGCUCUGGAGAAGGUACCAGGCUUGACAACCGCUAUUGCGGAAGCCGCCGGUGCAGCGUUCGUAGGAAGCUACGUUGAAGGCGUGAAGAAAGUCGCUUUUGCGUCAUUGGGAUUUGGUGGCCUCGCUAUCAUUGCAUCCUUCUUCCUUGAAGAUGUCGGGCCAAAGAUGAACAAUCAAAUUGAAGUCUUCCUUGAGAACGAUGUUAAUGCGGAGAAAAACACAUACCAUUAA
Messenger RNA from Mollisia scopiformis, 1632 nucleotides. RefSeq names its product MFS general substrate transporter. The record is from RefSeq and is a predicted model, not a curated record. Gene Ontology annotation, biological process: transmembrane transport. The transcript is spliced from 3 exons. The coding region runs from base 1 to 1632 and encodes 543 amino acids. Gene Ontology annotation, molecular function: transmembrane transporter activity. NCBI's taxonomy places the organism in Eukaryota, Fungi, Ascomycota, Leotiomycetes, Helotiales, Mollisiaceae.